UUGGAUUUUGCCGCCUGUCUUUCCUCGAAUUGUGUGUUUUGGUCAAUGUAUGGCAAGUAUGGCGCGCGAUCCAAGCGGGUCUGGUUGAGGCUAUUGCGCUCUCGGUCAUGCCCCUCGCAUUAACUUUAGGGCAGAUUUUCUACGUGGCUAGCGUCAAGAAAAAGAGCGCGCACGAGAUGAAGGAGACAGCCAUGCUGAAUCCAUCUGAAAUACGG
Messenger RNA from Amoebophrya sp. A25, 215 nucleotides. The record is from the annotation of a GenBank genome assembly. Lineage: Eukaryota; Dinophyceae; Syndiniales; Amoebophryaceae.